GGAAGGGCUGGGCGCUGACUUCCGCCUGCUCAAAGACAGCAGCAUCAGCGCUGAUAUCAGGGCGGAUUCACCGACACUGAGGAAUCAUGGACAGUCAGGGCAGGAAAGUGGUGGUCUGUGACAACGGGACCGGGUUUGUAAAGUGUGGGUAUGCCGGCUCUAAUUUCCCGGAACACAUUUUUCCGGCUCUGGUCGGGAGACCCAUCAUCCGUUCCACUGCCAAAGUGGGAAACAUUGAGAUCAAGGACCUGAUGGUGGGAGACGAGGCGAGCGAGCUGCGCUCCAUGCUGGAGGUGAACUACCCGAUGGAGAACGGCAUCGUGAGAAACUGGGACGAUAUGAAGCACCUGUGGGAUUACACCUUUGGCCCCGAGAAACUCAACAUCGACUCGAGAAACUGCAAGAUCCUGCUCACAGAACCGCCCAUGAACCCCACCAAGAACCGCGAGAAGAUCAUUGAGGUGAUGUUUGAGACCUAUCAGUUCUCAGGGGUUUAUAUCGCCAUUCAGGCUGUGCUCACUCUCUACGCUCAAGGUUUGCUGACAGGUGUGGUGGUGGACUCUGGCGAUGGUGUCACUCAUAUUUGUCCAGUGUACGAAGGCUUUUCUCUCCCUCAUCUCACACGCCGACUGGACAUCGCAGGAAGAGACAUCACACGCUACCUCAUCAAGCUGUUGUUGUUGAGGGGUUACGCCUUCAAUCACUCGGCAGACUUCGAGACAGUGAGGAUGAUGAAGGAGAAGCUGUGUUACGUGGGUUAUAACAUCGAGCAGGAGCAGAAGCUGGCGCUGGAGACCACAGUGCUGGUGGAGUCUUACACACUGCCUGACGGGAGGGUGAUUAAAGUGGGCGGAGAGCGGUUCGAGGCGCCGGAGGCUCUGUUUCAGCCUCACCUCAUUAACGUUGAGGGAGUGGGCGUGGCCGAACUGCUCUUCAACACCAUCCAGGCAGCUGACAUCGACACCAGGGCUGAGUUUUACAAACACAUCGUGUUGUCGGGUGGCUCAACGAUGUAUCCUGGUCUGCCGUCUCGUUUGGAGCGUGAACUGAAGCAGCUCUAUCUGGAGAGAGUGCUGAAGGGAGACGUCGACAAACUCUCGAAAUUUAAGAUCCGUAUUGAAGAUCCUCCUCGUCGUAAACACAUGGUGUUUUUGGGUGGUGCCGUGCUAGCUGACAUCAUGAAGGACAAAGACAAUUUUUGGUUGACCAGAGAGGAGUACCAGGAGAAGGGAAUGCGUGUUCUGGAGAAGCUGGGGGUCACCGUUAGAUAAAUCACACUCGCAUACACGCACAACGUCAUGUACUUGAACUCACACUCGCAGUCAUGCAGGGUGGCAUUUUGGCAGCGUAAACAAGCAGAGGUUGUUUGGCAGGUAGAUAUGAAAAUAUACUUGGUGAUAUCAAUAAAAUACUUGAACUUCCUUCGCAAUCCAAAAAAAGUGAUCAGUGUUUGUACGACAUUCCAAAUAUAACGGAUCAUAAUCGCCACCUGAGAACAGAAAACAAAAAUUUUAUGAAAAAACAAGUUAAUAACGAAACUAUCCAUUUAUGCUGCCAAAAUUAAUCCUCAUGCAUCAUCAUUUUUAGUUUGCUCAUCAAUUAACACUGACCCUCAUGAAGAGAAAUAUCGCUCAAAACUUGGCAAGAAUCAUAAGGAUUGUGGGGUGGGGUGGGAGUAGAGGGGUAAAACAAUACAAAAAGGUAUUUUUAAGAAUAAAAAAAUUUGCUUUGGUAAAACAUUGUUUUUGUAAUAAUUCAAAUCAAUGCAGCCAGCUUACUAUUAAAGUGAUAGUUCACCAAAAAAUGAAAUGAUUGUCUUUAUUUACUCACCUUCAUGUCAUUUCAAACCAGUAUGACUUUCUCUGUGUGGAACGCAAAAGGAGUGCAAUGAAAGUGAAUGAUGACCAGGGACAGAGCAGCUUGGACAUUCUCAAGUCAUAUGGGUUUGGUACAACAUGAGGGCGAGUAAAUGAUGAUAGAUUUUUUAGUUAACUUUUGGGUGAACUAUCCCUUUAAAAAAAAUUAAAAAAAAUUAAAAAUAUUUGUGGCCGAUGGUAUCAAACAGACAUUGAUCUGAAAGCAAACUACUUUUGUUGAAAUGUCUACCUCCUUUCUUUAACUUAAGGUAAUGUCUUUCUAUAUCUUUAAUUGUUGUGUUUGGGGUGCUUGACAGAAAAUGCAGGAGCAACUGGGACCAAAUUUCCCCAUACAGCAUUUAAUGGAAAAUUAAGAGUGCUCUCAUGUAAUUUGAUUCACUUUAAAAGCACUCAAGUCCAAAUUCAUGAUGAGCAGUGUUAGUCGACCUUAUUUUGGUAGAGAAUGUCUAACAUAUAGACUUUCUAUUAAUGUCAUUCCUGCUUAUCCUGGAACAGUUUUUCCUUGAAAUUUAAAGGAGCUUCAUAAACAAUUGUAUCAAUUUCACACUUUAUUUGAAAGGGAAGGGAUAACAUGCUGGCAUAUGUUUUCUGUGAAUUUUUCACCAUUAAAGCUGCCUCACUAGCUGUGUAAAUCUCACCAAAAGAAAUAAUAAAAUUUUUAAACAAGAGUUUUUCAUAGCAACGUUAUUUUCAUGACAAUUAAGCACAUUCUCCCCUCCCAGCUCUCAAUACGGUAAUGCAAAAAAUGCAUUUCUCAUUACCAUAAUGCAAAAAAAUGCAAUUCUCAUUACUGUAAUGUAGUAAACAACGUAAUUGUCAUUACCAUAAUUUGGGGGAAAAAUUCAAUUGUCAUUACCGUAAUGAGAAAAAAUGCAAUUUUCAUUACUGUAUUGUAGCAAAAAUGCAAUUGUCAUUACCAUAAUAUGGGGGGGAAAUUCAAUUUUCAUUACCGUAAUGAGAAAAGAAUGCAAUUUUCAUGACUGUAAUGUAGCAAAAAUGCAAUUGUCAUUACCAUAAUGUGGAAGAAAAUUACAUUUUCAUUACCGUUAUGAGGAAAAAAUGCAAUUGCCAUUACUGUAAUGUGAAAAAAAAAAAAAUUUUCAUUACUUUAAUGUACCAAAAAUGCAGUUGCCAUUAUCGUAAUGAGAAUUCUUUUUUACAUUUUCAUUACUGUAAUGUUGUAAAAAUGCAAUUGUCAUUACCAUAAUGCAGGGGAAAAUGCAAUUGUCAUUAUUGUAAUGAGAGAAAAAAAAUUAAUUACUGUAAUGUAGCAAAAAAUGCAAUUGUCAUUACCAUAAUGUGGGAAAAAAAGAAAUUGUCAUUACCGUAAUGAGAAAAAAUUCUAUUUCCAUUACCAUAAUGCAGGGAAAAAUGCAAUUGUUAUUAUCGCAAUGAGAAAAACAAAAAUUAAUUACUGUAAUGUUGCAAAAAUGCAAUUUUCAUUACCAUAAUGCAGGGAAAAAUGCAACUGUCAUUAGCGUAAUGAGAAAAAAAAUUUCAUUACUGUAAUGUACCAAAAGUGCAAUUGUCAUUACCAUAAUGCAGGGAUAUUUUUUUAAUUUUCAUUACCGUAAUGAGAAAAGAAUGCAAUUUUCAUGACUGCAAUGCAGCAAAAAUCCAAUUGUCAUUACCAUAAUGCGGAAAAAAUACAUUUGCAUUACCAUAAUGAGAAAAAAUGCAAUUGCCAUUACUGUAUGUGCCAAAAAUACAAUUGUCAUUACCAUAAUGCGGGAAAAAUGCCAUAUUCAUUACCAUAAUGAGAAAAGAAUGCAAUUUUCAUUACUGUCAGCAAAAACGCAAUUGUCAUUACCGUAAUGCUGGGAAAAAUGAAAUUGUCAUUAUCGUAAUGUAGGGAAAAAUGCAAUUGUCAUUACAGUAAUGAGAAAAAAAAAUUCAUUACUGUAAUGUUGCAAAAAUGCAAUUGUCAUUACCAUAAUGUGGAAAAAUACCAUUUUCAUUAACGUAAUGAGAAAAAAAAAUUAUAUUUUAAUUACUGUAAUGUAGCAAAAAUGCCAUUUUUAUUGCCAUAAUUUGGGAAAAAAUGCUAUUCUGAUUAUCAUAAUGAAAAAAAGGCAUUUUCAUUACCGAUACUUAAAAAAAAUUCUUAUUACUGUAAAGUGAAAAAAGUUCAAUACAUAAUCUUUUAUUGCAAUACAGUAAAAAAUAUUAGUUAAAAACAUAUUAAUAGAGUAAUGAGAAGCAAAUGAGAAUCACCAUUAAGAGUAAUAAUUACAAAAAAAACAUAAAAUAUCUGGACAAUUUAGGGUAAUUAAAAUUAUGGGAAUGGAAAUGUGCUUAAUUGUCAUGAAAAAAAUGACACA
Myxocyprinus asiaticus (Chinese sucker) is the source of this 4198-nucleotide messenger RNA. Its product is annotated as actin-related protein 2-A. The record is from RefSeq and is a predicted model, not a curated record. Gene Ontology annotation, cellular component: actin cortical patch; Arp2/3 protein complex. Lineage: Eukaryota; Metazoa; Chordata; Actinopteri; Cypriniformes; Catostomidae. Bases 87 to 1271 code for a protein of 394 amino acids. The transcript has 9 exons. Gene Ontology annotation, molecular function: actin filament binding. Gene Ontology annotation, biological process: Arp2/3 complex-mediated actin nucleation.